CUCCAUGGACUAACCAGCUCAGGCGUCCCAAACUCACAGCCAGGAAGCAUUGCACUUGGAUUCGGCGGAUGUUUACAUGCUGAAGUUAAAUGGAUUACUCUUAGCUGUCAAUUGCAGGAAGUUCUUGGAGCCAGGAGUGAUCACUUGUCUGGCAUUGGACCAACAUCUCGUCCUUGAGUGGGUGGAAGAGCCUAUAAGGAUACAUCAGCCAAGCUCUCUGUGAAAUCACUAUGGAGCCAAGAAAAUUUGCCUGAUUCAACAAGGUUGUCUUGAAGGCAACAGAUAAAGAGUUGGGGUCAGCCUUUCUGAUCCUUCCAAAUAAGUUGUAGACAUUUGUUUUAUUUAUUAUAUGUUGUGCUGUCUGAAAGGAGAUUUCAUCAGCAGUGGUUUUGUUGAUGUUAUCCCCCAAAAUAUCUUCAAAAACAAAUGACAAUCAUUCAUGGUUUUCUUUACAACAAAAUUAACACCUCAGAGAAAGGUUAUUUAUCAGGAUAUUUCUUCUAUUUCAACCAGUUAUGGCCAAAGACGGUGGUCCUUUGAGCCUCAUGCCUUCUCCUGCAAGGCCCCAGCAAUGGAUUGGACUCUUUUUGAAGAUUUUUCUUCCCACCUCCCCUCUACACUCUAUAUUUUUUUAUUACUGCUUGUCAUGUGCAACAGCAGUAGGUGUGCCUGGCAAGGUGCAUGAUUAUGGAAUUGGCCCCAAAUUUGUGUGUACUCCCAUUCCUCCAGAUGCAGACCCCAACUGCUACCCACCACCCACUAUGGCCCAUGGACCGAGCAACAGCCAGAGUAAUGACCACAGUGGUGGCAGCCAUCGGCUCUUAAUGUCUGAUGAGGCUCAGACCACUAUUUUGAAUCUGCGUGAGAGCCUUGUGAGGCAGAAGGAAACCAUCCUGGACCAGCGAGAGACCAUUAGAGAGCUCACUGCCAAGCUCACCCUGUGUGAAGGCUAUGGUGGUCACCAUCAUGACAAAUACAGUCAUCAUGGUACCCCUCACAGCAACCAUCUUGCCAACCACAACGGUCACCAUGAUGAGCACCAUGGACAUUAUGAUGGCCAUCAUGGUAGUCAUCAUGACAGCCAUCAUGGCAGCCAUCACGAUGGCCAUCACGGCAGCCAUCAUGGUAGCCUUCACGACAGCCAUCAUGGCAUCCAUCAUGACAUCAACCACGGCAGCCAUCAUGACAUCAACCACGGCAGCCUUCACAAAAGCCAUCAUGGCAGCCAUCAUGACGAUCAUCAUGGUAGCCAUCAUGACGGUCAUCAUGGCAGCCAUCAUGACAUCAGCCAUGGCAGCCAUCAUGACAGCCAUCACAGUAGCCUUCAUGACAGCCAUCAUGGGCCAUCGUCGUUGCACCACGGGCCCUCGGCACACCACGACAGUGAUCUUCACCACUCCUCCAGCGGUCAUGGAACGGAACUUGAACAACCAAAGGGGUCAUCAUACAGCAAGAUAAGCUCUAUUUCUGCUGAACAGACUGGAAAGACGCUGCAGACCCUGAAAGAAAGGCUGGAAAACUUGCAGGCCAGAAACUCCUCCAGCUCCUACUCAAGCUCCCUGAGAGAACUCCUUCAGAGGAAGAUCAGUUCUUUAGAAGAGCAGUUGCACAGUUACCACAGAGACCAGCAUGAGUCCGGUCAUCAUAACGACCAGCAUGGACAUCACCAUGCUGACCAUCAUGACAGCAACCACACCAGCAAUCACUAUGCUGGUCAAAAUUAUAAUCACCACGAUGGCCACUAUGGCACUGGCCAUCCUCAUGGUCAUCAUGAUGGCCACUAUGGCACUCCUCAUAGACACCAUUUUGACCACCAUGGCACGGGUCACCAUGAAGACCACCACAAUGGUCACCACGCCCACCACCAUGGUAGCCACACAUACAACCAUCACAGCAGUCAUGACAAUCAUCAUGGCAGUGAUCAUCCUGACCACCACCUUGACUGGCACCAUGGCCACCAUUAUGGCCACUUUGACAACCAUCACAACAGCCACCAUAAUGGCCAUCACAGUGACCAUCAUAGUGACCACCAYGGAGGCAGUCAUAAUGAUGCUUACCAUAAUUAUCACCAUGGGCAUUAUGACAAACACCGUGAUGGUCAUUAUGGAGACCACCAUGGAACUAGCCACUAUGGAAAUGACCACCAUGGUGAUUACCAUGGAAACACCCACCAUGGAAGUCCUCACCAUGUUGAUCAUCAUGGAAGCAGCCACCAUGGAACCAUUAACCAUGGAACCAGCCACCAUGGAAGUGAGCACCAUGGAAAUGACCACCCUCAAGACAAUGACCAUCCACAACACCUCCCUUUCACCAGUAAGGACACAAGUUUACAGGGCACCAAUCACAGCAAGCUGGAAACAGUUCUCAGCCAACUGCACCACAGCAAUGACCAAGCAGGAAACAAGAAGCUUAAGAGUCCCAGUGCUUUCCUGCUUGAUUUUCCCAUGAGAACCAAUUACUUGUAUGCCAGGAUGAAGCGAUCUGUGGUCAAUGAGAUCUUUGCCCUCACCAUCUGUCUGUGGCUAAAGCCUGGAGAAGGUCCUGGCCUUGGCACACCCAUCUCCUAUGCCGUACCUGGGCAAGCCAAUGAGCUAGUGCUAAUGGAAUGGGGAAACAACCCCAUGGAACUGCUUGUUAAUGACAAGGCGGUGACAUUACCAAUAAACAUAAUGGAUGGAAAGUGGCACCAUGUGUGCAUCACAUGGUCAACAAGAGAUGGAGUUUGGGAGGCCUACCAGGACGGUGUGAAGAAAGGUGCUGGGCAGAAUCUUUCAGCCUGGCACCCAAUACAACCAGGAGGGAUCUUUAUCUUGGGUCAGGAGCAGGACACAAUGGGAGGCCGYUUCGACAUCACACAGUCCUUCACAGGACAAGUGUCAGAUCUGCAGUUCUGGUCCAGAGUCCUGACAGCCAACGAGAUCCACACCCAGGCAACCUGUGGGGGCCACCUCGUYGGCGACGUCAUGUCGUGGUCUGAAGAGUGGGUAGAAGUUCACGGAGGACUUACGGAGCUCCCUUUCGACCCUUGCCACUAAAAACAAACACUGAAACCCCCCACCCCUCGCAAGCAGAGCUGUGGGAUCAUACGACUAAAUGCAUGUGUCAAAAAUGGACGAAGAGUGGAAAAAURUAAUCUUUCUGCCUUCUCCACCUACAUCGUCUCCUCUGCGCUCUCAGCAGGACAGCUUUAAUAGCUCUAAAGAGCACGAAGCUCCAGAUUUAUCGCCUGUAUGGUCAUGACUGCGGCUGCUCUGAGGGAUUCUUCACACAUAAUUGGAUUUUGUUUCAACAGAACAGCUCCAGAGGUUGCUGGCCGCCAUCAACCAGCUUGCUGCAAUCAACAUAAACAUUGCAGAAGGUGAAAGGAAACAGGAACAUAAAAAACAAGCAWAAGGCACCUGUGUAGUGAUUGUGUAGCAGGAUAUUUUUAUACAGAGCAGAUUGAAUGGACAUAUCAUGACUUAAUACCGUUGUUUUUUUGUCACAUUAGUAUUUCAUAUUGAAACUAAUGCAGUUUUUUUUCUAGAAAUGAAAAAAAAGCUUUUUUAUUUAAAAUUGUAACGUUUUUGUGUAUUUAAAUGUAUUUUGUCGAUUUGCUGGAUUCUGUCAGAGGUUGAUUACAUAACGGUAAGAAGGCUGAAUGUCAGGUGUCACACGGUGGCAUGGCGCAAUCGAACGGCGUCAGUGCAGGUUAACCUGCCCUCAACGUGUCAGAGCCGUAAUGCCAAUGUCUCCCCAUCAACCAGUGGCUCAUGGUGGGGAUUUACCUGCGAACACCUGACCUGAUCCUGCCUAUUUCCAACCAGCUCAAACUACAUGGCCAGAGCCAAACACACACACACACACACACACACACACGCACACGGCUGCACACGCCCAGAGACACUGAAGAGCUGAAGAAGCAUCACUGAUCCCAUGCUCACCCGCUUCGGAUGUUAUCAUCCAUGAAAUGGAUGUUAUUAGGCAUUAUCAGUCCCAUAGAAUGGCUUCAGA
Austrofundulus limnaeus is the source of this 3993-nucleotide messenger RNA. RefSeq names its product filaggrin-2. The transcript has 6 exons. Lineage: Eukaryota; Metazoa; Chordata; Actinopteri; Cyprinodontiformes; Rivulidae. The record is from RefSeq and is a predicted model, not a curated record. Bases 516 to 3035 code for a protein of 839 amino acids.